CUCUUUCUUCCCUCCAGAUUCUGAAUCAACCACGGGCUUCCAAUUUUCGCCCGUCAUUCUAUGUAUUCAAUUGGAGCACACCCAAAAGAAAAAAUGAAUUUUGGUCAAGAAUUUACCGAGAAAUUUCUGCAUUUCUCUUGGGCAUCUGUUAGAGGAUCAAAGGAAGCAAGAAUCUGUCAAUAACCUUGUGAGUUUGUCGGCCAUUGAUGAUCAUAUCAAGGAAUUCGAACAGUCAGAUUUCGUAAUGGUUUGGCAAGAAUUGGCCAAGAAAUUUUGAGGUUCUUACCGGGCAUUUGUCAUCAGGUUGAAGGAUUUGCUGCUUCAACAAAUAUUUGUCUAGCAGGCCUGAGUUUCCAAAGAAAACAGUUUGUGAAAUCUUUGACUUCCAAUCUGGGUAUGGAACAACUAAGGCAGAUUGGAGAGGUAGUGGGAAGCUUGAAGGCUCUAAUGGUAUUCCGAGACGAAAUACAGAUCAAUCCACGGCAAUGCGGCUUGUUGCUUGACAUGUUUUGUUUCGCUUACGAAUCAAUUGCAGAAGAGAUGAGACAGAACCUGAGAUUCGAAGAGAAACAUACCAAAUGGAAAAUCCUCGAACAGCCAUUGAGAGAGCUCCACAGGAUUUUCAAAGAAGGAGAAAUGUACAUAAGGCAGAGCUUGGAAACCAGAGACCGGUGGGCUAAGGCCAUCACCCUCUAUCAAGACACUGAUUGUGUAGAAUUUCACAUCCACAACUUGCUCUGUUGCAUUCCAAUCGUCGUAGAAGCAAUUGAAUCCGCGGGAGAAAUAUCCGGGUGGGACCAUGAGGAGACACAGAGGAAGAGGGUCAUAUAUUCAAUGAAGUAUCAAAAGGACUGCAAAGACCCUAAAAUUUUCCGGUGGAAAUUCGGGAAGCAAUACCUGGUAUCACAGGAUUUCUGUAAUCGGUUAGCAGCUGUUUGGGAAGCAGAUAGAUGGAAUCUUCUCAACAAAAUCCAGGAGAAGAGGAAAUCCGGUUUGACAAAGCAUGAGAGGCAACUUGCUGAUCUACUUUCCAAGAAUUUGAACGAAUCAGAAUCAUUGAAUUGUAAACUCUUGCCGUGUUCCAUCUUGGUGGGGUCAAAGGAUUACCAGGUGAGGAGGCGAUUAGGGAGUGGAAGUCAGCACAAGGAGAUCCAAUGGUUAGGUGAGAGUUUUGCUCUGAGACACUUCCAUGGGGACAUUGAAGCAUUAGUUCCUGAGAUUUCCAAAGAAAUGUCUCUCUCACACCCCAAUGUAAUGCACAUCCAUUGCGGCUUUACUGACGAGGAAAAGAAAGAGUGUUUUCUGGUAAUGGAGCUAAUGAAUAGAGAUCUCUCAAUUUACAUCAAGGAGAUUUGUGGCCCAAGGAAACAACGAAUUCCUUUCUCUCUUCCUGUUGCAGUUGAUCUGAUGCUUCAGAUUGCAAGAGGGAUGGAAUAUCUCCAUUCGAAAGAAAUAUAUCAUGGAGAUUUGAAUCCUUCUAACAUCCUUGUAAAACCAAGAAACGUCUCCACAGAAGGGUACCUACACGCAAAACUUUCUGGAUUCGGCCUAUCAUCCUCCAUUAAUCUCACCCAAAAGACAUCUCCAAAUCAGAAUGGGACAAUGCCUUUUAUUUGGCAUGCUCCGGAAAUUUUAGCAGAGCAAGAACAUUUGGGAAGCAUAGGAAAUUGUAGAUAUACGGCAAAGGCUGAUGUGUAUAGCUUUGGGAUGAUAUGCUUUGAGCUUUUAACAGGGAAAGUGCCUUUUGAGGAUAGUCACCUUCAAGGAGAUAAGAUGAGCCGGAAUAUUAGGACAGGAGAGAGGCCACUGUUCCCAUUCCCUUCGCCAAAAUAUCUGACUAGCUUGACAAAAAAAUGUUGGCACACUGACCCAAAUCAAAGGCCAAGUUUCUCAUCCAUUUGUAGGAUUCUCAGAUAUAUUAAGAGGUUCUUGGUGAUGAACUACGAACUCAACCAUCCAGACCCACCAAUGCCGAUGGUAGAUUACAUUGACAUUGAGGCGGGCCUUUUAAAGAACUUUUCCAUGUGGGGGAGUUCGGACAUGUUGCCGAUAUGGCAAAUCCCAUUCCAGAUGUUUGCUUAUAGAGUUGUGGAGAAAGAGAGAACAAGCACAUGUCAAAAAGAUACCUCUGAAUCAGGUAGUGAUGGAGCCUCAGCUUGUGGGGAUGAGAAUAUGAGUGCGGACGACCCAUUUUCGACAGUGAGCGAAAGGAAGUCUUUAGUCUCUCCUGAAACUUUGAACAGGAAACUAUCCGCAUUGAAGAAAUCUACAGAUGUCAAAGCCAACAAACAGCCAGGGACACCAAAAGGACGGUCAUUAAAGCCUCCACAACUGUCUACUUGUGGACGCAGUAUAAGAACGAAUUCUGAUGGGCAGCUACUGUCCUUGAGUCCGAAACCACGACGAAAAUCAGGCCAUGCCUCAGAUUCUGAGCUACCAUAGGCCCCCAUAACUAUGACUUACCUCCAUAAGAUAUUUGCCCCCACCCAAAACAGAUCUUCCCAUUUAGUUUCCGAUUAUGGAUAGCCCCAGUAUGUGGGAGGCUUGCUUGCUGGGUACCACCUUUUUGUAACAUCGGCAGGCUAUUUCUGCCACAACUUUAGCCGAGUUAUUUAAGCUGAAUUACAACAAGAAAUUACCUUUCACGAUGUUUCUUUAUAACAAGGGAUAAUAGUCUACAAUUUUCUCUUCAAGUGUUUGUACACAAGAAGGAUGGAUCAUGGCUAUUUCAAUAAAUCUACCGUUUCUCACAGUUGAACAAUUUUCUGUUUUUAAGAGAGUAAAUCCAUGCCCGAGCCUAUGAAUACACGAGAAUCGCCAUUAAGUACAAAAUUAAAGCCCUUACUAACCUUUUGUAAAUCAAUAAUCUAGAAAAGUUCAAGCAAAACUAAUAAACACAAAAAUAAUUUGAAUAAAGAAAAAAUAAAAUGAAGGCAAAUAGACAUUUAUAGGGAAACUACCCCUUACUGUCACUGUUCAGAAACUCACAAACUGAACUUGAAUAAGCAUCGUCCAAUUAAAGAUAGUGGUCUUACCAACAUAGAACAAUACAACUUGGGGCCAACUCACAAACUGACCAUGAAAAUGUGUGCGCAAGCCGGCCCGGGACAAUCUGCAUUAUC
Molecule: messenger RNA, 3122 nt
Organism: Rhododendron vialii
Lineage: Eukaryota; Viridiplantae; Streptophyta; Magnoliopsida; Ericales; Ericaceae
Product: receptor-like kinase LIP2
Exons: 3
Coding region: 397-2442 (681 amino acids)
Biological process (GO): signal transduction; protein phosphorylation
Cellular component (GO): cytoplasm
Molecular function (GO): protein kinase activity; ATP binding
Source: RefSeq, a predicted model, not a curated record